AUGAUGAACUCGAUCUUCCGUUCUUUCAAGGCCACGAAGCCACUCAACAGGAUCACAUUCUACCACAACCCAAAUUCUGCCGCUUCGCUUUAUCUUUUGGAAAAAUUAAAUAGAUUCUCGGAGUUGCCCUCAACCUUCAAUAGGUAUGGUGGUGCUAGUCAAGCUUUACCACCACAAGAAUUAGGAAAGUUUUCUGUGGAACUCAAGGAAUCUAAGAUUCCAACUUAUGAAGAAUACACUCAAGUGCAUGACUUUCUUCACAUGCACCCAGAGAAUGCUCUUUCCUUUGAGCAAGUAUUCCCAGUGAUGUUUGACUCUGAGACUCAUACAUUGUGCAAGAAGACUGCCACUAACACCAACAAGCAACAGAAGUUUUUGGGUGACUUGGAAACAUUCAGUCGCGAAGAAUAUGAAAUGAUUCACAAUGCAUUUAAGCAACAGCCUCACGGUAACAUUUUCCGUGCACCAUUGGUGGUUGAUUGGGAGAACUCCCUCAUUGCUGUAGGCGAAAAGGGCUUAGAUAGAAUAAUGGCAAAUUACUUGUCCUGUGGUAUUCAGGAUACUGGCAAGGGAGACUACAAUUACAGCUACAAGGCAAACAAUCAGAGGAAGAACACCGUUGAUCAACACAGCCAUACACAUGUACAUCCACAUGUCGCUGAGUUUGCAGACUUAUUUUAA
Messenger RNA from Dujonia railenensis, 681 nucleotides. NCBI's taxonomy places the organism in Eukaryota, Fungi, Ascomycota, Pichiomycetes, Serinales, Debaryomycetaceae. The record is from the annotation of a GenBank genome assembly.